Molecule: messenger RNA, 366 nt
Organism: Naegleria lovaniensis
Lineage: Eukaryota; Heterolobosea; Eutetramitea; Acrasida; Naegleriidae
Exons: 1
Coding region: 1-366 (121 amino acids)
Source: RefSeq, a predicted model, not a curated record
AUGAACCCUCGCAAGACCUCCUCACAAGGCCUCCUUUUCAGUUCCGUGUUAGCCUGUGCUAUCCUUCUAAUGAGCUCCUUGAUGGUGAUGGCCCAUGAAUACUAUGUGUUGGAAUCUUUUAAUGGUACCAAUAGCACCAAUGGAUCCAUUCCACUAAAUUCAACAAUUGUUCCAUCAAAUUCAACAUUUGUUUGGGAUUUUUGGGAAAUUAACCAAUAUCCAAUUGUCGGAGUUUUGAUUGUAGGUGUGAUUGGAAUUGUGAUUGCCAUUGUCGUGGGAGUGAUUUAUUGGUACAGAAAGAGAAAGGAAAGAUUGGAGGCUAGUGAACAUGCCGAUGAUGAUAUGCACAGAUUGGAAGAUGAGUAA